GGUUUUUAGUUUUAUACUGUAGAAAAAAACAUUCAAUACAUUUUUGUAGAGCAUUUCACUAUGAAUCUGUUGGGGGAAAUAUUGGUCUUGUAGCACCAGGAAAGUAGAAGAUAUGAUCAAAGCAAAAUUGCCCGAUUGUACCAGAGUUAUCCGAUAGGUCUCAAAUAUUUUUUAUUUCAGACAUAUGUAGUUCUAUGAUCAAAAAUAAAGACGAGCAAAAACCACUAUGAAUUCUUUUGAACACAAAUCCGCAAAUAUGCAAAACCAUAGUAUUUGAUUCACAACUAAAACUUCUCUUAAUAUGUUGGAGUACAACCAGGGCGAAAAAAAGAAGUGCUGCUGAAGGAUUAUAAUGUCAUACGUGAUUAAUGCUUCAAGCCGCCUGAAUGAUAUUACUAAAACUUUCAUAUUACUGUUCUAUUCACAACACAAGGGUUGCUGUCCUAAUAAGAGUUAACUACCAGUAGAUAAACAUGCUUCGUCGAAAUAGAUCAUAUACAAAGCAGCUUUCUAUCUUAUGUAAGAACCUAACGAAGAAUUUUUUUAAGAAUGAAAAAUCAUCCUUGUACAAAUAUAUCGUCCCUCCAUUAUUUCCCCAUAUUUUUGCUUCGAUAACUCUUCCUUCCCCCAUCCUACUUAUGGUCAAAAACAUGUUGUUUGAACAUGGUGUUGACACAGAACUCUUCUCAUCUUCGAAAGUGAUAUUCACACUUUUACUUUUCCGUAGAUUGACGUGGACCGGUAUCCCCUACAAGUUGCCGAAUCCUGCGAGUCUCCAUCUUUCACAAGCCAUUAAAAAACAUCGACACUCGUUGCAUUUUGAAAGUGGCAGUAACUGAGUCUCCACAAUUUUUUCACAAAUAAAAACAUGAAUUUCACAGAAUUCCGACUGAAUUACAGCAGAAUGAAGGAGAAUCAACCAAUUCGUAGUGAGAUUUUUUUAUAUUAUACCGAUUUCACUGCAUUCGGGCUGGUUCUUGAUGUUCUCCAGAGGGAAUGAAUCCUGUGGAUCCUUGAACGUUUCUUGGAAUUGUUGAACUUGACAUUGGUCAAAGAGAAAUGUUCCUUUCGUAUAAUUUUUCACUCAUUUUUUUGGAAAUAUAGGAAGGAAUUUCACAACAUCAAUUCUACAUUUUAUAUUCUAGUUCUGGUUCAACAGCUUUUCCGAAGCCAAUUUAUCUGGAUAAUAAACGUCUGUUAAAUCCAUACUAUAUUUACAAAAACUUUAAUGAAGAUAAUUACAAACCGAACGAUACCCUUUUGUCAAUGGCACCAUUUUUUUAUGAAUAUGGCUUUCGUAUGACAUUCAUAAUGUGGCAAAAUAAGGGAAUAUAUGCACUACCAUUAACGCGCACGGUUCCACCAUCACCGCACGACGUAUUAGCAAGUAUUAAAAGUGGAAAAAUAAAUAUUUUUGGAAGUGCUCCGGCUGCACUGGAACAAUUAAUUGAUACAAUUAAAGUAGAAAAUAAUAAUGACUAUUCACCACUGAAACAACUUCGGUACAUAUCAUUUGGAGGAGCCCCGUGUCCAGACGAAUUAUGUAAAAAUAUAUUAGAUAAUGGUAUUGAACUUAGAUGCGAAUAUGGAUCAACAGAAACUGGUCCGUGUAUGUUUUAUGAUUUCGAAUCACCAUUAAUUAACACACGUUUGAAACGGAUGCGAAUUCCAAAUAUACGAAAACCAUAUUUAACAUUUAUUCCAGAAUCAGAUGAUUCAAAUAUUAAAGAAUUAGUUUUAUUACCUAAUGAUCCAUUCAAAGCAUCAAAUAUAUCAAAUCGUUCUGAUGCCUUAAUACAAGGUCGUAUUGAUGAUACACUUAUUCAUACAAAUGGUACAAAAACAAAUGCAAUACCGAUUGAGCUCACAAUAAGAGAACAUUUAAUUGUUAAACAAGUUGCUGUUAUUGGUCAUGAUCGAUUUUGUACAUCAGCCAUAAUACAAUUGAAUAUUGAUGAAGCAUCUAAAUAUCAAUUGAAUGAAAUUGACAAACAAGUUUGGAUGGCAAUUGAAGCUGCAAAUAGAAAUUCACCAAAACACUCACGUAUACUGAAAGAAAUGUACACAAUAUUACCAAUGAAUAAAUAUCUACCGGUAACAGAUAAAGGAAAUAUAAUGAGAAAAAAAAUAUUGGUAGAAUAUGAAGAUAUUAUUAAUGAUAUGUACAAUAAAUUUCUCAACAAUGUAGAUGAACAUCAACAACAAUCCGGUACAUAA
Didymodactylos carnosus is the source of this 2217-nucleotide messenger RNA. NCBI's taxonomy places the organism in Eukaryota, Metazoa, Rotifera, Eurotatoria, Philodinida, Philodinidae. The record is from the annotation of a GenBank genome assembly.